Molecule: messenger RNA, 1473 nt
Organism: Hyaloperonospora brassicae
Lineage: Eukaryota; Oomycota; Peronosporomycetes; Peronosporales; Peronosporaceae
Source: the annotation of a GenBank genome assembly
AUGAAGUCAACCCGUGACUCAACAGAAGACAAUCGUCGAAGUUUGCGUCGACGACUUUGCCACCCGGUCUCGAGUAUCGCUUUGCACAACACCGAAGGCAACAGCACUGUGUCUGGCAGCGACAUUGAGUCCUCGAAUCAAGAUAAGCCCGAAAGCGCUGUAAUAUCGCCAUGUGAGGGACAUCCCGUCUCACUUGCACCGCUUUCGAUGGUUACGGUCGAUAAUAUCCAUGCUACUAUCGCGCAUCAAUCACCUGUCGAAGCAAGUCCUACUGGAAUGAGUCCCCACUUUGGCCUUAACACUCAACAAAGCGCGCGCAAGCUCCGAAGUUCUGGCGAGGUGAUCGAUCGCAAACGUCAGUUCAAAAGGAUGAAAACUGGUACUUCGCAAGCCCAACAAGAUGUCGUCUUCGGCAUGCAUCCAGCCGAUGGCCCCGAGUGGGCAGUUCCUUCACCUGCGCUACGAUCCAAUACUUUCCGAGAAGCAUACGUACAUCAAGAGCUAUCGCCAUCACAGACAAAUGUGAAUCGCGUGCGGACUGAUACUACAUGGUCCGUCCGAAUGUCGACUCGACAUACUACAACAACGACUGGGUGGUCGCCAUCAAGAGCUGACGUCCAAGAACAAGUAUCAGGAUCGAACGUUUCUCGGCAUUCAAAAGCUGCGAGAUCUCGUCAUUCAUCAGCAGUGAACCGCCCGAUCGCAAACGCUACACGAGACAUCACCUUUGCCAUGUUGCAACCGCAUUUCGAGCGGCCUUUGCAACAAGCGGCUGAUAGCUUUGGCGUAUGCACGACACUGCUGAAAAAAAUCUGUCGACGGAACGGUAUCCGCAAUUGGCCGCAUCGAAAGAUCGGUGGGCUGCGCAAGAGCAUUGCGUCCAUGGCCAAGCAAGUGGAGCACUUUGAUGGCGAGCAGAGACGUACGUACGCUAACCAGCUGCAGAAGCUCAAGUGCGAGCUUAGGGCGUACCUUUGCACGGGGAACGAGCCAACACAAGAGUUCUUGCAAACGCUCGAAGUUGAGACUAUAGCAGAUCAGCAACGAGAGGAUGCGGUAGGAGUCAACAGCAAGACGGAAGGUGUACAGGCGAUCCCCCUUUGGUCAACUAGAACGAGCCUCGAAGCACAUCACGAUAGCAGAAGCCUCGAAGCGCAUCGCGACAGCAGUGCUCGGGUCGUUCAUGACCCUAUGCCUCGCCUAUCUCCACGCACAAUGGAUAACAGGGAUCGCACUUGCUUGCAUCCGCAUGGACUAAAGCUACAAGUACCUGUGUGUGAAACGCAUCAGCGAGUACUGCCGUCAAUCGCAUCUAUCCUGCAGCACCAAAGCUACUCCAGCCCAAGCCGUGCAGCCUCAACCCCAAGUCUCGGUACAUUUACAGCCAGUGCUUCGCAGCACUACGAAAGAAAUUCUGACCAACAAGAACCAGAGUGGCGAUACUUUCCACCUGUUCACGACGAUGCCGAGUAG